AGGACGCAGGGCUGCUCCAGCAGGCACAGUGCAGAGCCGCGGUGUCACUCCUCAUUCAGAUACCGUGUCUGAAGGAGUAAGCAGAGAAAGACAUGAAAACGUGGCAGGUUUUGCUCCUGUGCUUCGCCUUUUUCAGUGCGGCUGUGCGCUACGGGACGUGCUUAGAAGAAGAACUGACGGACUCUGUGUUUGGUAACUUUCUCGACCCUCUGAAAGAUCUGCUGCCCCACAGCAAAGAUGACAACAAUUCUACCGUCGCCAAAUUCUCCCUUCGCAAACCAUCACAUCCCGAUGACGACCUGUGCUACAUCAUCCCUGGAAAUCCGGAGUCUUUGGCAACCUGCACCUUCAACAGCACUUCAAAAACUUUCCUCGUCAUCCACGGGUGGACGCUGAGUGGCAUGUUUGAAAGCUGGGUGCCUAAGCUGGUGUCGGCGCUGUAUCAGAGAGAACAGACGGCCAACGUCAUUGUGGUGGACUGGCUCAACUCGGCUCAGAAUCAUUAUGUGGUCGCAGCUCAGAACACCAAAGCGGUGGGACAGGAGAUCGCUCGCUUCAUCGACUGGAUGGAGGAAACUACGAACAUGCCUCUGAAUAACAUCCACCUGAUUGGCUACAGCCUCGGGGCUCAUGUAGCAGGGUUUGCUGGCAGCCAUGCGACCAAUAAAGUUGGAAGAAUUACUGGUCUGGAUCCAGCUGGUCCCGACUUCGAAGGCGAGCAUGCACACAGGCGCCUCUCCCCUGAUGACGCUCGCUUUGUGGACGUCCUCCACACCUUCACUCGCGGCUCCUUGGGCAUCAGCAUCGGGAUCCAGCAGCCUGUCGGACAUGUAGACAUUUACCCAAAUGGAGGCAGCUUCCAGCCGGGGUGCAACCUGAGAGGGGCUCUGGAGAAGAUUGCCAAUUUUGGAAUAUUUGCCAUCAGUGACGCUGUGAAGUGUGAACACGAGCGAGCAGUCCACCUGUUCAUCGACUCGCUGCUGAAUGAGCAGGAUGCGGCCAAGGCCUACAGGUGUGGCAGCAACGAGGCGUUUGAUCGCGGCAUGUGUCUGAACUGCCGCAAAAGUCGCUGCAACACAGUGGGCUACGAUAUCAGCAAGAUCCGCAGGCCGCGCAACGUUCAGAUGUACACUAAGACACGAGCCUCCAUGCCCUUCAGAGUUUACCACUAUCAGCUGAAGAUCCACUUCUCCAGUAAGAUGAAUAUUUCAGAGAUGGAGCCGUCAUUGACAGUCUCGCUAUAUGGAACCAAGGGUGACGCUGAAAACUUGGAGCUGAAGCUGAAGGGGAACAUUGUGGCGAAUAAGACACACUCGUUCCUGCUGGUGACGGAAAAAGACAUUGGUGACCUGCUGAUGUUGAAGUUUAAGUGGGAAGAGACGAACGGCUGGUCUGUGUCCAGCAUGCUGAAGAUGGUUUCCUCAUGGUGGUCCGGCAACUCUGAUGGCUCCAGUAUGGACGUUCACAAAGUCCGAAUCAGAGCUGGAGAAACACAGCAAAAGAUGGUGUUCUGCAUUAAAGACCCUGACGCUCACAGCUUUAAACGGGAGGUCACCUUUGUUAAAUGUAAGGACGCAUGGAGGACAAAUUCAAAAAGAGCUCCAAAAAGAGUAACUCUGGACAACCACUGACGGCGAAGACACUGUUGAACACCCUGCUGCCCUCGCCAACACCUAACAGAUAAACCCUUGUAUACAGCUGUACAUUAACAAAACCUUUACCAUGUUGUAGUUAUCCACUGAGGAUUGUACAGUAUAAACAAAAAACAAAACAUGUAUGUGAAUAUUGUAUCAUAUUUUGUAAAAAGAUGUUUUUAUGAAGCACACUGUAACUUUGCUGUUGCCAUUGUCAAGCUUUUGACUGGAUUUUCCAAAGUUGUUAUGGAGGUACUGAAGUCUUUUACGCACCUGCGUCAAUGUGUGAAGUGACCAUUGUGAAAGAUAAAUGCAGUGUAGACUGCAGAUCCUAUUUAAGAGAGAGAUAUAAUAUCAAAGGUUUUUUUGUUUUGUUUUGUUUUGAAAAAAGGUGUUUUGUUCAGUGUGGUACUAUUUAAUUACACUAUCUUAGCACUGCAGAGACUAAGCAGGCAUUCACUACUGAGGCUCUCAGUUCUAUAAGCGACUGUGGGACCUGAAUCCGUGUGCCUUCCUGGAAUUACACCACUAACGGUAGUAUUCUCAUCUCCAUGGGUUUCUUGUUUUUCUCCAUCAGUUUCUGUUACUCCUGUUAUUUUAUGAAGUGUUGAAUGGAAGCAUCAGCAGAAGCUGUUGUUUAAAGUGCUUUCGCUGAAGUUUUGUGGCUGCGCCUCUAAAAAAUGACAUACAUCUUACUCUGUUGCUUCAAAGAAGUGCCAGACAUAAUUAAAUUAUUGUGGUCAUUUUUUAUGAGUAUCUGAUGCUCAGUGUGAGGUAAAAGACACAGCUCAUGUCAGUGUUUUUACUCUGCAAGUGAUGUCUUUCUAAAUAUAAUGUCUACUAUGCAUAAGACCUUUUACAAAUAUAUUGUUUUAUGUUCAUUUACUCAAUGUGACAUUUCCAGCUUGUUGAGCAAUAGCUAAACCUCAGCUGUCUAGAGAUCGGUACUGUAAUCAUUGUGACUUUAAAAAAGUGGAAAUGUUUUACUUUUGCACUGAAAAUAGAGGAAGAAAUUGCUACACCAAGUUACUUGUAUAGCAAAUGUAUGUAAAUACUAUUAUAUGUAUGUACACACACACACACACACACACACACACACACACACACACACACACACAUAUAUAUAUAUAUAUAUAUAUAUAUAUAUAUAUAUAAUCUCAUGAAAUAUGUUGUAAGAAGUACUAUUAGAAGUACAUGUGUUUUUAAAGAUGAAAUUAUUUUAUGAAAUUUUCCUCUGUAAUUCUUUGUAUAUAUUUGUAAAUAUGU
Molecule: messenger RNA, 2900 nt
Organism: Salarias fasciatus (jewelled blenny)
Lineage: Eukaryota; Metazoa; Chordata; Actinopteri; Blenniiformes; Blenniidae
Gene: lpl2a
Product: lipoprotein lipase 2 a
Exons: 10
Coding region: 93-1631 (512 amino acids)
Biological process (GO): lipid catabolic process; very-low-density lipoprotein particle remodeling
Molecular function (GO): apolipoprotein binding; lipoprotein lipase activity
Source: RefSeq, a predicted model, not a curated record